AUGAACCUCAAGAUCUUCGUGUUCGUCAGCACCGUGCUCGCUACCUCUCUCGUGUCUGUCACAGCGCAGUCGCAGGUGUGUGGUGCACAGGGCUGCGGAGCCCCGUUCUCUGCCAGCAACAUCCAAAUCAGUUCGUGCUGCUCAAGACAACCAAACUUCAACGAGUGUUGUCGCACUAGCUGCAACCUCGGCUCUCCUUGCCAGUAA
This is a messenger RNA of Phytophthora sojae, 207 nucleotides long. RefSeq lists its product as hypothetical. NCBI's taxonomy places the organism in Eukaryota, Oomycota, Peronosporomycetes, Peronosporales, Peronosporaceae. The transcript has a single exon. Bases 1 to 207 code for a protein of 68 amino acids. The record is from RefSeq and is a predicted model, not a curated record.